AUCGCACCUCCCUCGGGACACACGACUCAUCGGUGCACUUUGCUCCACCAAAUACACCACUGAUCCAGCAGUGAGCUAGCUAGCACUCCUUGGUGCGGUGGUGCCGCCAUGAACAUCCGCGUGCGAGUUCUCGAGACCACCCAUGUCCGGCCGGAGAUGUCUGGGCACACCACAGUCCACCAGCCCGCCGCCGUGAGGCUGUCUCUCUUCGACACCCUGUUCCUCGCGCUCCCACCCAUCCAGCGGCUCUUCUUCUACGAUGGCGAGGACGUCCCGCCGUUCUCGGCGCUCGUCGGCUCGCUGCGGUCCUCCCUCGCCGCCACGCUAGCCAUCUUCCCUCCGCUCGCCGGGAGGAUCGCGGCCUGCCCCGGCGACGACCUCGUCAUCGACUGUUCCCCUGACGCUCUCCACCCCGGCGUCAGGUUCGUUGUCGCCGAGUACUCCGGCGACGCCGCCGACAUGCGCCGGCUCGCGCGGGACGCCGAGCAUGACACCGAGGCGUUCGUGCAGCUCGUCCCGGAGCUCGAUGUGCGCAUGCUGCCGGCGCCCGUGCUCGCCGUGCAGGUCACGCGGGCGGCACAAGCGCGGGGAGACGACGAGGGAGCGGGCGCCGUGGCGGUCGGAGUGUCGAUGCACCACGCGGUGGCCGACGGCCAGUCGCUGUGGCAGUUCAUGAGGGCGUGGGCCGGCGCGUCGCGGCAGGGCUCGCAAGCAGCGACGGGUCCGCCGCCGUCAUUCGACAGGGCGGGCAUCCUGCGGCACCCCAAAGCAGAGGCGGCAGCGCGCGAGUUCGCCCGCCUCUCGGCGCCGGAUCUGCCCAGAGUCAACACGCUCCCGGAGCCGGACUGGACGCGGCAGUGCAGGCGGACCUACCUGCUCACCGCCUCCCAAAUCCAGUCGCUGAAGCACCGCAUCCUGCAACAAGGCCAGACCAGUGCCGAGAACGGCGGCAAACAGGAGCCCCCGACCACCUACAUCGCCAUCGCGUCCCUGCUCUGGACGUCCAUCGUCCGCGCCAAAUCCCCGAACCAUGCCGUCGCCGCCGCAGAGGACGACGCCGACGCCUACUUCGUGUUCCCCGCGGACUGCCGCCGGCGCCUGCGCCCACCUCUGGACCCGGGCUUCUUCGGCAACUGCGUCAAGGUCUGCUACGCGCGGGCCAGCACGGCCGACCUCUGCGGCCACGGCCACGACGAUGACGGCGCGCUCGCACACGCGGCGGCGGCCGUGCGGCGUGCGAUCCGCGAGCACGUCGAGGUGGAGGACCCGCUGGGCGACGCCGACCGGUGGGCGGAGACCAUCCGGAUCCGGGGCGUCCCGCAGGAUAGGCUGGCCAGGCAAGGGUCGUCGCACCGGUUCAUGGCGUACGAGGUGGACUUCGGGUGGGGGCAGCCGAGCCGGGUGGAGAUCGUGUCCACCUUCAGCGCUGAGAUGGUGAUGCUGGCCGGAGCGCGUGGCGGCGCGGUGCAGGUGUCGGUGGCGCUUGGCCGGGAACACAUGGAUGGCUUCCAGGCCAGCUUCCUGUCGCAGGCAUCGGCAUGAUCGAGCAACACAUGCAUGUACGUGGCAUCGCGCGCGUGACAGACGACGCAUGCUGAAUCCUAGUCUGGUGGCCGGUGACAGGAAGGGAAAGGUAGCCGACGAACCGUUUCACAGUUUCUUUCUAGGAAAAAACAUUUUAUAUUUCCUGCGCAAGAAUUGAUACUAUCCUAAAUAUAAGUCUUU
Molecule: messenger RNA, 1725 nt
Organism: Hordeum vulgare subsp. vulgare (domesticated barley)
Lineage: Eukaryota; Viridiplantae; Streptophyta; Magnoliopsida; Poales; Poaceae
Product: anthocyanin 5-aromatic acyltransferase-like
Exons: 1
Coding region: 109-1542 (477 amino acids)
Source: RefSeq, a predicted model, not a curated record